This is a messenger RNA of Calidris pugnax (ruff), 3708 nucleotides long. It is a transcript of the gene B3GNT7, whose product is annotated as UDP-GlcNAc:betaGal beta-1,3-N-acetylglucosaminyltransferase 7. Gene Ontology annotation, cellular component: membrane. The transcript is spliced from 2 exons. NCBI's taxonomy places the organism in Eukaryota, Metazoa, Chordata, Aves, Charadriiformes, Scolopacidae. Gene Ontology annotation, molecular function: hexosyltransferase activity. The coding region runs from base 102 to 1331 and encodes 409 amino acids. The record is from RefSeq and is a predicted model, not a curated record.
AAAAAAAAGAGGAGGAGGAGGAGGAAGAGGGCAGAGAGAAGCGCCCGGACCGCGGGCAGCCCCGGCCAGCAGCGGAGCGGCCGCCUCGUCCCUCUCCCAGCAUGUUCCAGUGGAAGAAGACCAUCUACAAGACAGCUUGCCUCUCCUUCUUGCUGGUGAUCACCGUGACGGUGCUGCAACGGGGAAUGGCUCCCAGCCAGUUCAUGCAGGGGCAGCAGCAGAAAGAGCUGCCCCAGUAUGAGCCCCUGAAAACUGAGAAGAGAAACAGCGUCUUCCCCAUCCCCAGCAGUUUCUGGAAGAGUGAGAAGGAGAAAGCCCCUGUAAAAGAGGAGGAGGAGGAGGGGAGUGAGAGCGUGACAGCAAAGCAAGAAAAAUCCUGGGAUGUCACCACUACCAACUGCUCAGCCAACCAGAACUUAAGCAAAGCAGAAUGGUUCAAAGGACUGGAGCCCAACUUCCAGCAGUUCCUGCUCUAUCGGCACUGCCGUUACUUCCCCAUGCUGAUCAACCACCCGGAGAAAUGCAGCGAGGACAUCUACCUGCUCAUCGUGGUCAAGUCUAUCAUCACGCAGCACGACCGCCGCGAGGCCAUCCGGAGGACCUGGGGCCAGGAGAAGGAUGUGGAUGGCAAGAAGAUCAGGACGCUAUUCUUGCUGGGCACGGCCUCGAAGGAGGAGGAGAGAGCCAACUAUCAGAAACUGCUGGAUUAUGAGAACCACAUCUACGGAGACAUCUUGCAGUGGGAUUUCCUGGAUAGCUUCUUCAACCUCACCCUCAAAGAGGUCCAUUUCCUCAAGUGGCUGAACAUCUACUGCGACAAUGUCCGCUUCAUCUUCAAAGGUGAUGAUGAUGUGUAUGUAAGUCCCAGCAACAUCCUGGAGUUUCUGGAAGACAAGAAGGUGGGAGAGGACCUCUUCGUGGGGGAUGUCCUCUACAAGGCCAGGCCGAUCCGGAGGAAGGAGAACAAGUACUACAUCCCCAGCGCUCUCUACAACAAAAACAGCUACCCACCCUAUGCAGGGGGUGGGGGAUUCCUCAUGGAUGGGCUCCUGGCCAAGAGGCUGCACAAGGCCUCGGAGACACUGGAGCUGUACCCCAUUGAUGACGUCUUCCUAGGAAUGUGCUUGGAGGUCCUUAAAGUAUCACCUGUUGGGCACGAGGGCUUCAAAACGUUCGGCAUUGUGAAGAACAAGAACAGCAAGAUGAACAAGGAGCCAUGUUUUUUCCGGAGUAUGUUGGUGGUUCAUAAACUGCUGCCUCCCGAGUUGCUCCAAAUGUGGGAGUUGGUCCAUAGUAACUUGACAUGUUCGAGAAAACUCAAUGUCCUUUAGCUCAGCCUCCAUGGAGAGCUGGGACUGGAGGGGCUGGGACAACCAAUCCCUGCUCCAGGAUGGGAUGAGCCUCUGCUGGUGGCACACAAGCCCUUUGGGGGCAUCUCCCUCUGGGGUAAGGAGGGCAAAGACACUGUGCUUGUGGGCAGGGUUUGUGAGAGUGUUUGUUCCUGUACUGUAAUGUGGUUCACUUAUCUCCAGCUGGGUUGGGGGUUGUUGAAAAAAAAAAAAAAAAAAAAAAAAAAAAGAAAAAAAUACAGCAAAUCUAGCACAAAGUGAGGGGGGAGAGAGAGAGAGCGCAGAGGGUUUUGUGCCCUGCUUUAGGUACGACCUCCACUGGAGCAUGAUGAGUGGUAGGGUGGGGGGAGGCAGGGAGGGAUGUGGCACAGGCAUUUUUUGGAGAUGUUCAGGAUCUGGCUAUCCAGUUGAGCAGUUUACAAGAGCGUGUGCUCCUCCCCGUCUCAAAAGUCAAGGGUUUUAGUGACAUUGACCCUGUGUGCAUUGGAUCCACCUUUGCCAAAGUCCUCUCUGUGUCCCCACUAUGCAGCUUUGCAGGGGGGGAAAGGACUUUCCUCCAAGGCCAGACCUCGCCAGCCCCAAGCCCCCAUUAGGGUUUCAGCCAGGCAGCUGGGGAGUUGGGGUCUUUAUCCCUGAUAGAGGGUCUCAGAUGAUGGUGGCUCCCAGCACCAGCCUGAGAUGUGCUUGGCUCCCCCGUCCCUCUACUGGCCUCCCUGUGCGUGCACUCAGAGGAAUGCACCCAGCCGAAAUUCCUCAGGGAUUUGUUCCUCCUGGCAGGAAAGGGAAGGGACGAGGCAGGCUGCCCUCGCCCAUGGCCAAGGAAGAGGCAGAGAAACCAAGUUGGCCCUGGCUGGAGUGGCCCAUGGGCUUAUCACAUCUGGGACGUUGGCUCAAGUCCCAGGGGCCUUCUGCAGGGAGACCCUCUCUUUGCAUCAGGGCUGUCCCAGUGGGGUGCCUCGGAGGGGGACAACAGCCCCCAUGGACACCCUGUGUGUGUUUCUUUGUAGUGAGCACAACGCUCCAGGGCAGGUUGGAGAGCAUCGGUCCCACCCCGGCACAUGGAGCAGGGUCCAAGGGGACAAGGUGAAGGCAGGGCUGGUGUUUCACACGUGUUUUGCACAUCUGCUCCUCUCAGGGCUGUUACAGAUGUUUAUUCUAGAGGAUGAGGCCAAGGAGUGUGACGGGGAGUGGCAUCACCAGACAUGGCCCCUUGUCUUUGGGCUGAAAGGGCCACUAGGGCUGUCAGGGGGAGCCCCCAGCCAGCUGCUGUGAUGGACCCCUCCUUUCCCCCCCCGAGGGCAGAGACACGCAGCCAUCCAUGGAGGGGGCCAUGGAUGCUCUCCAGCCACCGACCGCAGGCGUGAGCAAAGCCACAGGCUUGUGCAAAGCCACAUGCAGGCACGGGCACCGGGGUGCCACCUCCCAGGCAUGGGCUCUGCACAGGCAGGAUGUCCCCAGGCACAGGGCUGGCACGUCCCGGUGUCCCUGUGGGCGGGUGGACACGCAGCCACCUCCACGGCCCUGACCACGCACAGCGAGACACGGGCACAUGCGCUCCCCCUUUCUCUCUAUCUCUCUCUCUCCCCCCUCUUCUCUGGUGCCAGACAUUGAAAGGAAAAAAUUUUGACUACCUCAAAGGUCCCCCUGUGCAGUGCCUUUUUUUUUUUUUUUUCUUCUUUCCUUUUCUUAAUGUGUUUUGGAAACGGGCCUGUUUCAUUUACUCCUAGUCUGUAUGUUCCCCAGGUUAGAAAAAAAACAACCAACCAAAAAAAGGGCAUAAACCAGCCAAAAAAAAAAAGGCACCCUCCUGCCAAGCCACGCCACUUCUCAGCAACUGCCCCUCGGCGGCUGCGACGAGCUGUAAAUUUGAGAAGGAAGAGAGAGCCCGUUGCUGCCCUGGGCUCGGCUGUUGUGAUGGGGGCCAGCAGGGAUACUGUGAAAUGUGAUUUUUUUUCGAUGCACCCAGCAGCACCGUGUCCCCGGGGCAAGCGUGGGCAGAGCCCCGAGGGCAUUUUUGGUGCCGGCUGGGCUUAGGCAGCACACAACACUCCCAUCGCUUCCCCGUCCCCUCCGCUCCUUCCAGCGGGAGCGACUUCAGAAAUACUUUUCCAAAUUGACACCCCCGUAAUUUAUGUCAGGUACAGUACAUGAGGCUGUAUAUAUUUAUACUUAUCCUAUAUGCAGGGCCGGCUCUGGCUCUCCGUCGCGCUGCGUGCGGCGAGCCAAGGCUGUGUGCAGAAAUCUCAGUGUUGCUUUUCACCUGGCGGGACCUGUUAUGGAGAAACCUUGUAGAUUUGGUGAAUAUUCUAGUUUCUAAAUAAAGGUUAAAAGAAGAAGAAGAAGGAAAAAAAGAAACCCA